CUUUGUCAUGCAAAUGUUAAUUGUGUUUGUAACUCGGUUUAACAUAUUAUUUUAACUACAUAUUUACAAUCUGAUAUAAAAAUUUUGAAUCAACUGCCGCGCAAGUUUUAUUGGCGAAUUAGAGAUUUUGUUUUGGUCGUAGAAAAUUGCAUUUGUUAUUCGCAUCAUGGAAAACAUAAAUAUAAAAUGCGAAAACACCUUCGAUUGGGAUGAUAUAAACGUUGGCAAUCAUUACUUAGAUCAUUCCGAGAAUUUUUUUGGUUCAAAACAUAAAUUGCGGAGCAAGCAAGAUGGACUUAAGUUACAUAAUGAAGAGUCUGAAAAGGUAAAGCUAAACGAUUCAUCUCACAAGGAACAAGAUGCAAAAAUAUCAACCAGCGGGAACGAAGAAAAUCUCGAAGUCAAGAAGGAAUCCGCUGUGAAUCUAGUUCAAAUGUGGACGGAUAAAAAAAAGAUGGUAACUGCGUCGAAAGGUGCGAUACCUAAAAAUACACCGCGAACGCCAAAAGCGUACAAAGUGAUUGAUUAUUACAAAAAGAAAAAGGAAGAGGCCGAACGAUUGCGAGCUGAGGAAGAGCGAAGUAAACGCGUUUUUCAUCCCAAGCCAAUGCCAAAUUUUAAUUAUUAUCACGAGAAAUUAGAAAAGCAAAUGGUUGUUCACACUAUAACCGUCCCUAUUACCCCGGAAGUUCUUAAACAUUCACGUUCAAUUAAACAAAGGAGUGAAAAGAAGCCAGCAGAAUUAAAACAGAAAGAACAGGUCCCAAAAUUUGAAUCACGUCCACCCUCCGUGUUAAAAGUAAAGCCUUUUUUUCCCGAAAGAAAACAUACGACGAAUGAGCAGCGUCCGUUUAAUCUUCCUAUGGAACGGCGCUUACAGGAGCGUAAACAAUAUAAUGAAGCUUUAAAACAAAAUUUUAAAGAAAAACAAAUCCAGGAAGAGCAGCAAAGAAAAAAGCGGGAGGAGGCGUACGAAAAAGAACUACGAAAAGCUGCCACCUUUAAAGCCCGACCAAAUCCAUUUAAAAAAUAAGUUCGCUUUUAGUACUAAUUAAGAAAAAAAUAAAAAUAAUUAUAUAAAUAAAUAAGAACAAGGGAAGUAUUGUAUAAGAGAUUCUGCCACGUACUCUCAACUCUCAUCUAAAUCAUAUUAUAAUCCGUUUUAGUCUUACUUUCUUCAAUUGUCUGUUUUGUUUGCUUCGUUUAAUUUGUAAUUAAUUUUCGUCUUAUUUCAAUUUCUAUGCAUCUCGAUUAAAAAAGUUAUGAAAAUAAAAAAAAGUAAAGUGAAGAAAUUAUUCACAAAACAUCACAACAUUAAGUACAUGAAGUAAUGGCUCCUGAAGAAAUUCUCUUCUCAUCGACAAUCGAAACACACUGACAUGUCCACAAUGACAAUGAUGACAACAUGUUGUCAUCUUGCAUUUAAAUGUUAUAAUAGAAUAACAUUUUUAUUACAUCGGUUUUUAUCUAUCUAAAACUAUAUAUAGUCUAUAAUAAAUUGUCAAGCAAAUCCCUUUGUGUGUGUGCCUCCCCUCCCGGUAGUGAUUCGCAGCAAAACAAUUGCAACUUAUCCCCGAUUCUAUGCUAUUCUAUAUUAUCUUUAACUUUCAGGCAAUAUUUCGUGUGUAACCUUCACUCGUUCGUUACGCACUUACGAUCUAUGCUGGUAUGCUGCGGGUAAAAGAGAAGAUCAUUAAGAAAAAAAACAACAAAAAAAAAGACAGAAUUUUGAUAAAAAAAAAAAAAAAAA
This is a messenger RNA of Glossina fuscipes, 1750 nucleotides long. RefSeq names its product pleckstrin homology domain-containing family F member 1 homolog. The transcript has 5 exons. The record is from RefSeq and is a predicted model, not a curated record. Gene Ontology annotation, molecular function: metal ion binding; phosphatidylinositol binding. Lineage: Eukaryota; Metazoa; Arthropoda; Insecta; Diptera; Glossinidae. Gene Ontology annotation, cellular component: early endosome. The coding region runs from base 167 to 1033 and encodes 288 amino acids.